Messenger RNA from Protopterus annectens (West African lungfish), 718 nucleotides. Its product is annotated as SWI/SNF-related matrix-associated actin-dependent regulator of chromatin subfamily B member 1-like. The record is from RefSeq and is a predicted model, not a curated record. The coding region runs from base 50 to 718 and encodes 222 amino acids. Lineage: Eukaryota; Metazoa; Chordata; Ceratodontiformes; Protopteridae. The transcript is spliced from 5 exons.
UUUGUGUUGCCACUGCGCAGGCGUAAAUGUGGUCACCUGUGUUGUGAAGAUGGCGCUGAGCAAGACCUUUGGCCAGAAGCCGGUGAAGUUUCAGUUGGAAGAGAAUGGCGAGUACUUUAUGAUCGGCUCUGAGGUAGGAAACUACCUGCGCAUGUUCAGAGGCUCAUUGUAUAAGAGGUACCCUUCUCUGUGCAGACGACUAGCUACAGUCGAAGAGCGAAAGAAAAUUGUUGCAUCAUCACAUGAUCACGGUUACACUACAUUAGCUACAAGUGUGACUCUCCUUAAAGCUUCUGAAGUUGAAGAGAUUUUGGAAGGCAAUGACGAAAAGUACAAGGCAGUGUCCAUCAGCACAGAACCUCCCACCUACCUCAGGGAACAGAAAGCAAAACGGAAUAAUCAGUGGGUGCCAACUCUACCCAACAGCUCCCACCAUUUGGAUGCAGUACCAUGUUCCACCACUAUCAACAGAAAUCGUCUGGGGAGAGACAAGAAGAGAACCUUCCCUCUCUGGGUACAGAAUGCUGAUGAUAUCCCAAGUACUGAGCAGGAGGAGUCAUUGGACACUAUUGUGGGAGGGUAUCCUAACACUAUGCAGAUGUUACCCCAUUUACCUGGCUGCCUAGGGCAACAGAACUCUGCUUUGCAGGAAUAUUCUAGCUAUGGCAGGCCUGCUGGGGUUGGUGGCAGUAACACUUGCCACCUUAUCUCCAAGUAA